CCAACUCUGAAGCUUGUUUUAGUUCCCUCGUGUUCUCCCGGCAGGUGUGACCGAGCAUUUGAACGCGCAGAGAAUUUUGUGAAGUGUUUCUUUCGUAAGACCACAUGGUCACAUUGUGCUGUGUUAACGAGGUACUGCUGUAGUAUGAAGAACGACUCCAUCUUCCACGUCAUCGUAUCUGCUGUUGUUUUCACAGUGUCGAAUGUGGUGGAGUCCCAGGACUGUAAUAAGACUGAGGAGCUGACGAAAUGCGUGAACCCUAUCAAAGUUCUCAAGGAUGAUAACGAAUUUGGAUUCUCCAUCAAUAAGGAAGAACUGGACCGACUCUGCCCUGAUAUGAACCGAGGGAUUCGAUGUAUCGAUAGUUAUACCCGACGCUGCAUGACGGAGGAACAGCGAAAACACUUCAAUCGCCUGUAUGACGGCACAACGCAGAUGAUUAAGAAGCUGUGUAACCCCGGUCCUUAUCAGGAAGAAUUCCUGGUCCACGCGCCGUGCAUGAGGGAAGUGAGCGCAGAAUACGAGGACUGCGUCCGUAAGUACCAGCAGAAGAUCGGGGAAGUUCACACCCGCAUAAACGAACUGAACAGGAGGCCGGCGAACGACUCGGCCUUGGACAUCGCGGGACGAGGAAACGAGUUGCGGACGGUGUGUUGUUCAUUUCGGGACUACUUAGUUUGCUCACAGAGGACAGUGAUGAAUAAGUGCGGGGAGGAAGCUGCCAAGUUUACAGAAGAUUUCUUAAAUCAGAUGUCCUUUACCCUUAUCGAGGCUCACUGCGAGAAUUACCUACAUGGUUCGAACCAGUGUGAAGAUUCCUCCGCCAGCCAGUUGUCCCUCCAACUCGAACUCAACUUCAUCUUAGUGAUAUAUCUUUAUUUUUAUCGGUGCACUUGAGUCGCCGAACAGAGCAAAACUUGUUCUUCUGACAUCUCUGCGUGUUUCUAGGUUUUUGUGUCUUGAGAACGAAGAAAGGAGAGUACGAGCUCACUUUAUUGAAGAUAAGCGAACUUAGAAGUAGUCCACACGGCAGAGAUUUCACUGAAAGUGUUUUCCGUACGUUCUUAGAAACCAGCAUCUUCUGUCACUCCCACAGACUAAAAGAUCUUUUCGUUUAUUGCGUCAGAUUAAAGUUAAGACGGUAACCAAAUUUCUGUUGUAUGAAGCCCAGAAUUUUAAUUUUUAUCGUAUUGUUUGUUUACCGAUACGAAGUCAAGAGAUUGCUCAGUGAAUCAGCACAGAACAAACCGAGGCUUUCACUGCGCAUAACGCAACGCGCAGCUGCGUUGGAUCGUGAUUUGAGUCGAGUUUUGUUCGUGUAAAAGAGUUUUCUGUGGCGUCGGAAUUGUCGAACGAUGGAUAUUUCUGCUUUAUUAUGUUUUUUUUGCAAAUAUUAAAAGAACACGUGUUUCUUGUAAAAGAUUUACAGUAGUGAAAAAAAGUAUUCUUAUCUCAGUUCGAGGCAUUUGCGAGGAUCUCGCAACCUCUGAGAGUUCUAGUCCAAGUUGGUUUGGUAGGAAAAGUGUUUGGAAGCGAUUUGCUCAUGUGUCACACACGCGUGCUUUAAAUGGAUUCCUUCGGUAGCUUUAUUUCAUUUUUUUUUGAGGUAAUUUCAGAAUAUAAUUUCUAGAUUUAAAAGUAAGAGUUGGUUGAGAGUCACACACUCGCGUGUGUGACUCAAGGUCACGCCAUUAUUGUUCAGUGAAGCCGGAAAUGACGUCACCAUCAAAUCCAUACGACUCGAAACUCUGAACGUGUUCGUUAUGUUUAUCGGACGUUAGAAUAUGUUGAGCAGAAUUGUUUUUGAAUGAUGCAAUAUUUCGCUCAGUUGAAAUAUUGAAUUAUUGCAUAUUAUAAGAUAAAUUUGUGGAAACUUAUUGCUACGAGGGUUUGCCGAAUUUAUUCCAUUGUUUCUUAUAAAAGUAAGAUGCAGUCUCUGUUAACGAAUAAUUACUAAAUUAUUUCCUUCCAACACACACAAUAUUUUAAUUCGUUUCUGAUUUCCGAUUAUUCAGCGCUGUUGCUGGCUGAUGUUGCUUGUGACAUGAGCAUUUCUUCUCCAUUCACCGAGGGUCUGCGUCACAUGUUAAAUUGCGUAUUAUUAAGAAUUGAGCUCAGGACGUAAUCGGUCAUUUGUUAAAGUGUUGUUUGAUAACAAAUUUUAGAGUCGCAAAUGUGCGUCAACUUUCUCAGUUGUACAAAACAGAAUAUACAUGUAGCAUAAUACAGGGUGGGCCGAGAGUACUUGAACAAAAUAAAUGGUGAAUGAAAGUUUAACUAUAAACAGCUGGAUAUUUAAAUUUUGCUCGUAUACACGCAAUCACACGAAAGAAAUUAUAAGAUAGUGUC
Molecule: messenger RNA, 2349 nt
Organism: Zootermopsis nevadensis
Lineage: Eukaryota; Metazoa; Arthropoda; Insecta; Blattodea; Termopsidae
Source: RefSeq, a predicted model, not a curated record